CAAUCCUCAUCGUCUCCGCCGAGGGCGUCUCCGAUUAUAUCAUCACUGCGCGGACCAUUCGUCUUCGAGUGUUUAACUUCACCUUGCAGAUUUUACAAGAGAUAUUAGGGUUUAGGGAUUUCGGAAAUGUCACAGAGCAGCGGCGACAUCGGUCGAGGCGUGGCGUCCGGCGGUGACUUCUAUCUGCCGGACGAAGUCUUAUCCGUUAUUCCGACGGACCCGUACGAGCAGCUGGAUCUGGCCCGGAAGAUCACUUCAAUGGCGAUUGCGUCACGCGUGACGAAGCUCGAGUCGGAGGUGGGCCGGCUCCGUGGAAUGGUUCAUGAGAAGGACCGCGCUAUAACUGAGCUUGAGGAUAAAGUCUCAAACCUCGAGCAAGCCUAUCAGGAAUCCGAAUUGAGAUUGAAAAUCACCCGGGAAGAUAAUAUGAAGCUUUUGAAGGAGAGGGAUACACUGACAUUGACUGCAAAGAAGCUUGGUCGUGAUCUAGAAAAGCUGGAGACGUUCAAGAGACAAUUGAUGCAAUCUCUGAGCGAAGAUAAUUCAACUCUAUCAGAAGCUGUUGAUGUUGGGACUCGUGAUCAAAUAGCAGCUAAGGCAAAUCCUCCGAAAGGGAAUGCUGCUAAUGGCUACACCACACAAUAUGCCCUUAAUGGAUCUAAAGAGAAUGCAGGCAUAGCUGAUGAUGCAUCCAAACAAGCUCUUCAAAGAUUUGCAGUGACACCUUACAUAACUCCUCGGCUAACCCCAACUGGAACUCCAAAGGUAGCAUCUGCUAGUGUAUCUCCCAGGCGAUAUUCAGCGGCUGAAUCUCCCCAUAUACCAUCAGGCGCAACUUCACCUACAAGUUUUCAAUAUGAAGGACGGGGUUCAAUGUCGUCAUAUUUUCCAUCAAGCCAGCAAUCUUCAGCAGCAAACUCUCCUCCAAGAUCACGCCCUAUUUCAGGUCAAACUCCCAGAAUUGAUGGAAAGGAGUUUUUUCGUCAAGCAAGGAGCCGCCUAUCCUAUGAGCAGUUCAGUGCUUUUUUGGCAAACAUAAAGGAGUUAAAUGCUCAUAAGCAAUCUCGCGAGGAAACUUUGAGGAAAGCGGAAGAGAUAUUUGGGAAGGAUAACAAGGAUCUUUAUAUGCUAUUCCAAGGUUUACUUAACCGUAAUUCCCGAUAGGUUUGUAUCAGUAGCUAUAUAUAUAUAUAAAAUUACCCCCUUUCAUAUGGUGUGUGUAUUUAUAGGGCUUCAUAUUAUACUAGCAUUUGGCUUCCUUAGACACUCUUGUGUAUCCCUCAUUCUGCAAGCUUCUUAACCAAAAAAGAAAAACUUGUUAAGUUGCUUCCUAAGAGAUUCAUCAAUAUCAAUGAAUGAAGGCUAUAUAUAUGGGCUUCAUAGUAAAUUUUAACUUCAAUA
Cuscuta campestris is the source of this 1401-nucleotide messenger RNA. The record is from the annotation of a GenBank genome assembly. Lineage: Eukaryota; Viridiplantae; Streptophyta; Magnoliopsida; Solanales; Convolvulaceae.